Molecule: messenger RNA, 1666 nt
Organism: Micropterus dolomieu (smallmouth bass)
Lineage: Eukaryota; Metazoa; Chordata; Actinopteri; Centrarchiformes; Centrarchidae
Gene: stard5
Product: StAR-related lipid transfer (START) domain containing 5
Exons: 6
Coding region: 464-1099 (211 amino acids)
Molecular function (GO): lipid binding
Source: RefSeq, a predicted model, not a curated record
UAUGUCACUUCUGCAAACGGUUCUCGUAUUUCAGGGAAAUCUUAAAUUUUUAAACGCUUUAGCUGAGACAAAUGUGGCCUGUCGCGCGGGAAUAGGCCAAAACGAUUUUACAGUUAACAGGAAUUGUGGAUGGUUUAUUUCCACACACCUCGUAUGCGCGAGCUAGCUGCUUGGUAAGGAUGCGGGUAUUGUGUAGCAGGUUUCAUUCAUUUUGGCUAACGCUAGCUUUGUAGUGGCGGUCGACGCUCACCCGAGCAGGUUUUGGUCUAUUUGCUAACGUUAAGCAACGUUGCAUGUCGUGGCUGCACCUGCGUUACAUAGUCCAGGUACAGUGUGACUUUGAGUUUCUGUUGAACUGAGAGAAAAAAAGCAUCGUGUGUCGGUCACGGAGCCGCUGGACCGUCAGCUAACGUUAGUCUACAAAGUGAAUUGGGUUAGCAAGGUAACGUUAACUUUUACUAUUAUGGAUUACGAACAUAAAGCGAAGGCGGUGGCUGACUGCUUGCUGGGCUACAAGAGGGAUGAGUCCGGGUGGAAAGUCUGCAAGAAAUCGAAUGACGUGAUUGUGUCUUGGCGUCCCUCGUCUGAGUUCCCUGGGAAUGUUUAUAAGGGGGACGGGGUUGUGAGCGGCAGCCCGGAGAAAGUGUGGGAGUGUCUGAAACCAGUACCCAACGGGCUCAGAGUCAAGUGGGACAACAAUGUCAAAAAGUUUGAGCUUUUGGAACAAAUCACAGAGGACAUCUCUAUCUGCCGAACAGUCACUCCCUCAGCAGCUAUGGGUAUCAUAGCUCCACGAGACUUUGUAGAUGUUAUUUUAGUUAAACAAUACGAAGAUGGCACCAUUUCAUCAAAUGCCACCAAUGUGAGUCACCUGGGCUGUCCUCCCCAGUCUGGCUACGUGAGAGGAUUCAACCAUCCGUGUGGUUGCAUAUGUGUUCCCAUCUCAGGAGAGCCCAACAAAACCCAGGUGUUCAGUUUCUUCCAGACAGACCUAGGUGGCUUACUCCCUCGCUCCGUGGUCGACUCGUUCUUCCCCUCCAGCAUGGCUGAGUUCUACAGCAACCUGGCCAAGGCCGUCAAAUCCCUCAAGGACCUUUGACAGCAAAAGAUCUGCCUUCAAACCUGAGGUCUACUGACUGGUCAGGCCAAAUGCUCAUUCCAUUUUAAACAGUCCAAACCCAGCAACAAUCAAACGGCCCCAUAUUUAAAAUGGAUCUAAUCCACCAUUUAUUUUUAAUGUGCAUUCCUUUAUUCCUGUGUUACUGCAGGAGGAAUCAGUAAAUCCAUGAUUUGAAAGCAGCUGACAUAUUGAAAAGUCCCCAAAUAAGAACAUGGGCUUACAUCUGACAAAACUUGUAUCUUAAACUCCAUUUUGUUUUCCUAUUUCAUUUACAUAGCGCCAAUUCACAACAGAAGUUAUCUCAUUGCACUUUUCAUAGAGCAAGUCUAGACCAUAUUCUUCUUUUUAAUAUGCCAGUCUCUUUAAACCCCCAUCUGUGGGACAUUUGUUUCCUCCAAUCUUUAGGAUGAAAAUACAAAUCUAUAUUUGUACGUGUGCAGUACAGAAUAUCUUUUAAUGUAAUUGCAUACUUCAGUGUGUACAGUAAACAUGCAUGUUGCAUGGACCUUAUUUACCCUAUGCUGGAAUACUGACUCAUACCUCAUA